UUACCUUAAAAUAAAUCAUUUUUACUUAUCAUAUUUUGAACAUAAUAUGAAUACUGAGAUAAACAUUUUAUGAUAUUUAAAAAAAAAAAAGAUCAAUGACCGCACCUUUUAACUAGAUGAUUUUCCCUCACUGGCUCCACAUUAAGGGAAAAUCACACUAUCAGCGAAAGUGCAAUUAUUACGCCAGUCAAAUUAGUGAUUCUUACGACAUGCUAUUUUACGCAACUUGGAAAUCGGGAUGCGCUAAUAUUUCCACACGCCAAAUGUCUGGAAUUUCGAAUUCGCUAAGUUUUCGACCGGUGGAAAUAUCCACUUAUACAGUAUGUGGGGGAUAUUUUGACCCACGGCGCUUUGUUCAAACAGUUCGCUUUGGAGAAAACACACUAGGUUGGUUAGUCACGAACACGACAACCACUUUUAGUUUUGAACAGCCUAUAUUCUACCUGAUGGACAAUAUCGAUAUAUAACUAAAUUUACAAAAAAUACAACAAUACAAAAUGAUGACUAAAAUCUUAAAAGAAAAAUUUUUGCAUGAAUAAAUGAAAAAUCGAUGUCCUUGCUCUGUUGAAAAUGCCAUGCGUUCUAAAAUCAAUGCCUAACAGUAACUAAAUUAAGACUCAAUUCAAUUUGAUGACUUUCUAACAUUCGAUAUUAACUGACUUAGGUGAACUAAAAACGACAGUUCAAUUGAUUUAUUCCAUGAGACAAUAAUGAAACUAAUACUUUACAUAAAAUACACUCCAACAUGUUACAGAUGGAGAUACAAAAAUGUACAUAACAACAGCUUGCCUAUUGUAUACCUGCUAAUUGCCAGCCAGUAAUCAUACAAUCGGCCUCCAAUGGAAUAAUGAAAGGGAAAUCGACAUUAUAACAUACAUGUACAAAGAUGUUAAAAUGUUUAGGAAAUUCAAUAUAAACCACUGACAUGAUGUUUAUAAAGAGAUUUAGAAAGUUUCGAACUAAAGGAACAUUUGGAUUUAUUGGUGUAUUAUUCUUGUUACACUGUUUUCAAAUGCACAACUCUACGAAAAAAGAAAAUCGUGGUAUCAAACAGAGGACUGAGGACAUAUGCCAUAGAUAUAAAGCGCCAGAAAAAAGAACGCUAAGUGGCUUUGUAUUACGCCGUGAGAAUCAUCUUCUGUAUUACUGUGAUGUUCCAAAGUGUGGUUCGGCGUUCAUGAAUGCAUUACUUAAGGAAGCCUUUUCUUGUAAUGACUGUUAUUAUAAAAAAGUAAAUAUGUUAUAUAAGAGAAACAAAUACACUUAUGUUAAGCAGAAGAUACAGAAUUCUACGUAUUCUUUUAUGUUUGUAAGAGAGCCGUAUGGUCGUUUAUUUGCGACUUACGAAAACAAACUUCAUUGCCCAAACAAACUUUGGCAAAGGCUUGGAACUGAUGUCAUCAGAGUGGUCCGUAAAAAUGCCACGUCGUUAAGUAAACAAUUUGGACAUGACGUUACAUUUGCUGAAUUAGUAGAAUAUGUUGUUAUUUUAUUUGAGCAAGACUGGCGUUUAAAUAUUCAUUUAGCUCCUAUGUAUACUAGAUGUGACCCUUGUUUAAUCAACUUUAACUUUAUUGGAAAAUUAGAAGAAAUGACAGAUAACUUAAUUGCUUUAACUAAAAUGUGGAGAAGAAACGGAAUUAAAGUUGACUUUGAGAGUAGUGUAGACGUUAAAGAACUUGAACUUAAACACAAGCGAGAUAUGGGUCCAAUAACUCAAAUGUUUGAUACAUUAUCGAGAUCGCCAGGGCUAUCAAGAUACGAUUUAUUUCAAAGACUCUGGUCAAGCUAUCAAAUUAGAGGAUUAAUCUUGAACGAACAAAAAAUGCCUUUUAGAGAAGAUCUCGUGAACGGCAUAGACAAUGUCAUGUAUGAGUUAGCAGUUAAAGAAGCAAUUGAACUAAGUGCCAGUAACGUUGCUGCUUUGAUUAAUCAACGCAAAGAAGCUUUGAUAAAAGCCUAUAGAACGGUGCCAAUGGAAAUUAUGCUAAGGUUAAGAAAUGUACUUAAAACCGAUUGUGAAUUGUUUGGCUAUGAUGAUAUGCCUCAGACACUUUUCGAUAGGAGCACUUCCAUAAAUGUAAUAAUGGCAAAUAAAUAAUUUUAAUCAUCAUAUGUUUACCAGAAACAAGCUAUAUAACUCUCACAACUCAUUUGUUCUUUAAUCACUCAAAGGAACCAGCCCGCUUUGCUCAAUAGGGAGAGUACAGAUCUACGGAUCGCAGGUUCAUGAGUUCGAACCCCAGGCGAGGCGAAAAUGCUACGUGACGAUUUUUUUAAAACACCGUAUGUCUGACUUCAGUUGUCCUCCACCACAGAUUCAUGUUGCGAAGUUGGUAGUUACAUGCGGAGAACGGGUUUAUAAAUAGAGGCUUCCUUUUUGGAACGUGUCUUUCCCUGUUGGAUAUUCUUCCUUGUUUUUAUACUGGUAAAGAAUUCAGGAAUACUGGCUAGCUAACUGCCCGCCGUUACAUAAUUAGAAAAGGUAAAACAACAGCGCUAAACUAAAAUAAAUCUCUACCCCACACCACCCGCCCCCACCCGCCCAAAUAAAAAAAGAAAAAAGAAAUAAAAACCCUCUUAGUACAGAACUUUGAAUGUAUAGCUGUAUGAUAAAGAUAGGAAAACUUUUGUAAAUGCUAUACACUCGAGACCAGUCUUUGAAAGGAUGUGUUCCAGGAAGAUUUUCCUUUUGUGUAUCUUUAUAAUAUAGGCAUAAUGACAGAGGUUUCAAUUUUAAAUGUUCUUUGCGACUUCAAGUGUGAAAUUCGCUAUGUGACUGUUCGACAGGGAAAACCACACUCCCAAAAGCGCAGUCUUCCUAGACCGUAAAAUAUAGACCCGCACAGGACCAUUAAACACAUUCUCUCUCAUACACACAUAUUCAAGGCAAAACAAACCGGGAAGUAGGACAAAACAUCAUACUUAGGCUCAGCUCUAAGAAAUUUAAUUAUGCAAAUGUAUGUUUUUAAUUAUACACAACAUGUUACCUUGAUUAUCGGAGCUCUAUGCGUUAUUUAUACUGAAUAUGUUUUCCUUUGAAAUCAACUAUCUCGCUGUGAGCCCGAUAUGAAUCGCAACGCAGCUAGUUUUAGUUUAAACACAAACACAUGCAGUGCAAUUAUAUUGGCAUUUUAUUGCUACUCAAUUUACUUAAACAAACACAAUUAAAGAUAAUAGGUAAGGGUAGGGUUCUCGGAAGCACAGAACAACAGGCACACAGCCUCAGAACCACGCAUUUGCAAAGUAAGCCGGCAACAAAAAGAAGCUAUAAUGGAAAGAUAUUACAGACGGGUUGCUUCAAAAAAUCAACAGGUACAUUUUAAUUUUAUGACAAAUAUAGAUAGAU
Messenger RNA from Mercenaria mercenaria, 3349 nucleotides. Its product is annotated as carbohydrate sulfotransferase 11-like. Lineage: Eukaryota; Metazoa; Mollusca; Bivalvia; Venerida; Veneridae. Bases 926 to 2101 code for a protein of 391 amino acids. Gene Ontology annotation, biological process: carbohydrate biosynthetic process. Gene Ontology annotation, molecular function: sulfotransferase activity. Gene Ontology annotation, cellular component: membrane. The record is from RefSeq and is a predicted model, not a curated record. The transcript has 2 exons.